This is a messenger RNA of Sus scrofa (pig), 1738 nucleotides long. The record is from RefSeq and is a predicted model, not a curated record. Lineage: Eukaryota; Metazoa; Chordata; Mammalia; Artiodactyla; Suidae.
GGCCUGGUCACGUGGGCCCCACAGGGCAAAGUCUCCUGGUCCAAGACGCUGAAACUCAGGCGAGAUGGGUGCGCCAGGCCGGGUCCUGCUGUGGCUGCAGCUCUGCGCGCUGACACGGGCCGCCUACAAACUCUGGGUCCCCAACACCUACUUUGAUGCCGCCGAUAACUGGAGCCAGAACCAGACCCCAUGCGCAGGCGCUGCCGUCAAAUUCCCUGCGGACAAGAUGGUGUCCGUCCUGGUGCGAGAAGGUCACAGCAUCUCGGAUAUGGAAGAGCUCCAGGAUCGUAAAAGAGAAAACAUCCAUUCAUUCAUUCAUUGUUCAUUCAUUGAUCGGGCCUCUCCACCCGCCUCUCCCUUCCGGUGCCCAGCUGCCAGGACGGGAGCCCUCCUCCCUGUGCAGAGCCUUCAGUGCACCUGCAUCCUUGCACACCGCCCGCUCCUGCCACUGGACGGGGAAUUUGUCCUGGCCUCCGGAGCUGGAUUCAGCGCCCAGAACACCGGCUCACACCUGGACUGUAGCGCAGGAGCCUCCGCGCUCUUCCUCGACCCCGACCGUUUCUUGUGGCACGACCCGCGCCUGUGGAGCGCGGGGGACGCGGGGCGCAGUCUUUUCUCCGUGGACGCUGAGCGCGUGCCCUGCCGCCACGACGACGCCGUCUUCCCGUCCGACGCCUCCUUCCGGGUGGGCCUCGGCCCCGGCACCGUGCGGGUCCGCAGCGUCCGGGCUCUGGGCCAGACGUUCACGCGCGACGAGGACCUGGCUGCCUUCCUGGCGUCCCGCGCAGGCCGCCUGCGCUUCCACGGGUCGGGCGCGCUGAGCGUGGACCCCGAGGCCUGCGCGGACCCGUCGGGCUGCGUCUGCGGCAACGCCGAGGUGCAGCCGUGGAUCUGCGCGGCACUGCUCCAGCCCCUGGGCGGCCGCUGCCCCCAGGCCGCCUGCCAAGACGCCCUCCGGCCCGAAGGGCAGUGCUGCGACCUCUGCGGAGCCAUCGUGUCGCUGACCCACGGCCCCGCUUUUGACCUGGAGCGGUACCGGGCGCGGCUGCUGCACGCCUUUCUGGCCCUGCCCCAGUACCAGGGGCUGCGAAUGGCCAUGUCCAAGGUUCCGCGCCAACCGCACCUGCAUGAGGCCUCCGGCGCGAAAGCGGACACAGAGAUCCAGGUGGUGCUGGCAGAGACCGGGCCCGAGACGGGCAGCGCGGGGCGGCUGGCCCGGGCCCUUUUGGCGGACAUAGCGGAGCACGGCGAGGCCCUCGGGGUCCUGUCCGCGACCGCUCGGGAGUCGGGCCCGCCCGUCGGAGGCAGCUCGGCUGCUGGGUUGAACGCGCCAGGGGCGCGCUCGGAUCUGAUGGGCGGCUUGGUGGCCGCGCUGCUGCUAUUGCUGCUGGUGCUGCUGGUGGCGGCGCUGCUGUUGCGCCGCGCGGGGAGGCUCAGGUGGAGUAGGCGCCACGAGGCCGCCUCCGAGCCGGCUGGGACGCCCCUGGGCUUCCGCAACCCGGUGUUCUACACGGCAGACUCCGUGGACCCGCCCCCGGCCCCGCAGCCGGACGUCAGGAGCUCCAGCCGCAGCUACUUCAUUAAUCCGCUGUAUGGCGAAGCCGAGGCCGAGGCCGAGGCCUGAGCAGCCGCGUAACCCGCCCGCCCUCUCCUGCCGGCGUCAGGGGCCCUGCGGGAUCCCCGCCCCCUCCGCUGGCCAAGGAUAGGGUGGCCUUGUCCAAUAAAGGGGUUUCCUGCA